AUGCAGGAAGGUAAAUGGCGGAAGGAACAUGCUCCACCACAAGUCAAUCCCGAUGAGGAUGUCAGAGACGGAUGGGUCAGCAGGAUUACGGAAGAUGAGCCGAACCACAUCCGAAACUGUCUCAUAGCCGCGGUUACCGAAGCCAAUAAUUUGGAGAUCUUGGACGGCCAGCGUGGCGAGCCCAAGCCGCUUAUGCAAUUUGCGGGAGCAAAAGGAGGCUUCAGCACCGGGAUCGAGCAAAAAGGGAGAGGUGCCGUGGACGGUCCACCGCCCAAGCCUUGCCUCGGGAAUCCUUGGAGCGAAGGCGGCGGGCCGCCAACCCGACGCCGUGUUGAAAAAAGGCGACAUUCUGGCGGAAGGAAACGCUACGGGACUCGCGCCGAGGAGACUCCCUACGAUAGGGUUGGGAAUAAGAGUCCCGGCGCGGAGAACUGCUACUGGGGCGCUGAGACUGGGUCGUGCGCUGAGGAGAGCGACUACUAUGCCAAUCCGACGACGUCGAUGACGUCGGAGGGCGGCGAUCCUGGGACCGAG
Molecule: messenger RNA, 534 nt
Organism: Mesorhabditis spiculigera
Lineage: Eukaryota; Metazoa; Nematoda; Chromadorea; Rhabditida; Rhabditidae
Source: the annotation of a GenBank genome assembly